AUGGAGGUGAACGAAUCUGAAAAGCGUCACCUAGAAGGCCACACGACGGCCGUGGACGAGCGAUUCACCAAAAUAGAACUCGGUAGAACCGCCAUCGUAACUUGCCUCUUGGAGAAGGGCGCCGACGUGAACGCGGCCGGCCGAGACGGCGAGACCCCUCUCCUGAGCGCCACCAAGCAAGGAAACGCAGAAUUAGUGCCAUGUCUUGUGGAGAGAGGGGCCAAUGUAAACACAUCUGAUGUUAAUGGAGAAACUCCCUUAUUGGUGGCAGUAGAAAAUCAGAAAAAUGAUUUCGUGCAAUUGCUAUUGACAAAAGGAGCUUCGCCAACAAGGAAAAACAAUGUGGAUGAGUCUCCAUUGUUUGUUGCUUCUAAAGACUCACACGUGGAUAUUCUUGAACUUUUGCUGGAAGCGGUCCAAGAAUCCGACAGGGACGAGAUAGGCCGCUCCCUGCGAAUGGCUGCUAGCGCGGAGGUGGUGUGGAUGUUGGUGGACGCGGCCCGUGACGUGGUGCUGGGGGAAGCAGGGAGGGAGGCGUUAGUUGCUUCAGCGGCGGACGGUCGCCAAGAAGCUCUGCACGCGAUUUUACAACUGGGCGUCAGCGCCAAUGUUACUGACCUUUUCGUAAAUACUGCAUUGCUCAAAGCAGCUUCUAAAGGCCACCCCUCGUGCGUGCGCACGCUGCUGGAGGCCGGUGCCCAAGUGAACGUUAAGAACAAAGACGACCAAACUGCUCUCCAUUUAGCCGCAAGGGAAGGGGAAAGAGAGUGCGUCGUCGCGCUGCUAGAGGCCGGUGCCCAAGUAAACGUUAAAGACAAAAGUGACCAAACUCCUCUGCAUGAAGCCGCAGGGAACGGGAACAAAGAAUGCGUCGUCACGCUGCUGGAUGCCGGUGCCCAAAUUAACAGGGACGAGAUAGGACGCUCCCUGCGAGUGGCUGCUAGCGCAGAGGUGGUGUGGGUCUUGGCUGACGCGGCUCGUGACGUGGUGCUGGGGGAAGCAGAGAUGGAGGCGUUAGUUGCUUCAGCGGCGGACGGACGCCAGGAAACCCUUCAAGCGCUGUUGCAACUGGGCGUCAACGCCAAUGCUACGGAGGUGAAUGGAAGGACCUCAUUGCACAACGCAGCUUCUGAAGGACACACCUUGAACGUGCGCACGCUGCUGGAGGCCGGAGUGCAAUUGAAUAUUCAAUACCAAUAGAGCUAUACUCCUCUGCAGUUAGCUAAAAAAAAGGCCAAGACAGAAUACAUGGAUUUGUUGAUCGAGUCCGACACCCUGGUGAAUGUUAAGGACAAAUGGAAAAUAACUGC
Gryllus bimaculatus (two-spotted cricket) is the source of this 1310-nucleotide messenger RNA. Lineage: Eukaryota; Metazoa; Arthropoda; Insecta; Orthoptera; Gryllidae. The record is from the annotation of a GenBank genome assembly.